This is a messenger RNA of Cuscuta campestris, 2572 nucleotides long. Lineage: Eukaryota; Viridiplantae; Streptophyta; Magnoliopsida; Solanales; Convolvulaceae. The record is from the annotation of a GenBank genome assembly.
UUAUAUAAAAAAAAGAAACUAGCAGUUUAAAGAUUUGAUUUUUUUUUUCUUCUGUUUCAUUGUUAUAUGGUCCUUUUUUAAGUUUGAUUUUAUUUCCCAUUCUUGGAAAGCUUGAACCAAAAUCCAAGACGUGUUGAGCUGUUACCCUUAUAAAUAUUCUCUCUCUCUCUCUAAACUCUUAAACAUACCCACCUUCCCCUGCAAGCUGUAAUUGAGUGAUAUAAGCUGCUCUGUGAAUCCAAGAAUUGGGAAUGGAGUCCCAAUAGUGUUGGGAUUUCUGGGUAUUGCCCACUGUAUUGAUCUUUGAGCUGAAAGAUUGAAUCUUUGAUAAUGGCCCCCUCCUUUGGUUGGUGGGCUAAGAAGCAAAGCCACAGAGGAACCCCUGUGGUGGUGAAGAUGGAGAAUCCGAACAACUGGUCAAUGGUGGAGUUGGAAUCUCCGUCGGAGGAAGAUUUCCUCCCCUCGCCGCCGACAAAUCACCGCCGGGACAAGGUACGGAACAAAAACGCCAAGCAGCUAACCUGGGUUCUCCUCCUCAAGGCCCACAAGGCUGCCGGCUGCCUGACCUCCAUUGCCACCGCAUUACUCGGCCUCGCCUCCGCCGUACGCCGCCGCGUUUCUUCCGGGAGAACCGACUCCGCCGACACCAGCGCGGCGGAGAACCCGGAAGUCCACACCCGGUUCUAUAUCUGCUUAAAGGUGUUUCUUUUUCUCUCUUUAGCCAUGUUAGGGGUUGAGAUUGCUGCGUAUUACAAAGGGUGGCACUUGACCGCCGCAGAUCUUCAGUUACACUACCUUUACACUUUGACUGAUCCUUUGGCUGUUAAGGGCGCGUUUGAUUGGCUAUAUUCCAAGUGGGUUUUUGUUAGGGUGGAAUAUAUUGCUCCUCCUCUUCAAUUCAUGGCCAAUGUCUGCAUAAUUCUCUUCAUCAUCCAAAGUCUAGACCGGCUUGUACUCUGUUUGGGAUGUUUCUGGAUCUGGUUAAGGAAGCUUAAACCUGUUGCCAAACAAGGCAUAACAGAUCUGGAAUCUGGGUACUUCCCCAUGGUUCUUGUUCAGAUCCCCAUGUGCAACGAAAGAGAGGUUUAUCAGCAAUCUAUAGCUGCUGUUUGUAACCUAGAUUGGCCGAAAACAAAAAUCUUGAUUCAAGUUCUUGAUGAUUCAGAUGAUCCAAUCACCCAGUCUUUGAUCAAAGAGGAGGUUCAUAAGUGGCAGAAGGAAGGUGCAAACAUUUUGUACAGGCAUAGAGUGAUUAGGGAGGGAUAUAAAGCCGGUAAUCUCAAGUCCGCCAUGAAUUGCAGCUAUGUUAGGGACUACGAAUUCGUUGCCAUUUUCGAUGCCGAUUUCCAACCUAUGCCCGAUUUCCUCAAACAAACAGUCCCUUAUUUCAAGGGCAAUGAGAAACUAGGAUUGGUCCAGGCGAGAUGGUCGUUUGUGAACAAGGAUGAAAACCUGCUAACCAGAUUGCAGCUGAUUAACUUAGCAUUCCAUUUUGAAGUGGAGCAGCAAGUGAAUGGGAUUUUCUUGAAGUUCUUUGGGUUCAAUGGGACCGCCGGAGUGUGGAGGAUAAAGACUUUGGAGGAGUCCGGCGGUUGGUUGGAACGCACAACCGUCGAGGACAUGGACAUUGCCGUCCGCGCUCACUUACACGGUUGGGAAUUCAUCUUCCUCAACGAUGUCGAGUGCCAAUGUGAGUUGCCCGAGUCAUACGAAGCAUACAGGAAGCAACAACACCGGUGGCAUUCUGGACCAAUGCAACUCUUCCGCCUUUGUCUCCCCGACAUUAUCAGAGCAAAGAUAAGCAUAUGGAAGAAGUUCAACUUGAUAUUCCUAUUCUUCCUACUAAGGAAGCUGAUCCUCCCGUUCUACUCGUUCACGCUCUUCUGCAUCAUCCUCCCCAUGACAAUGUUCAUCCCCGAGGCCACCCUCCCGGCGUGGAUCGUGUGCUACAUACCGGCCACCGUCUCGUUCCUCAACAUCCUCCCCUCCCCCAAGUCCUUCCCCUUCAUCAUCCCCUACCUCCUCUUCGAGAACACAAUGUCCGUCACGAAGUUCAACGCGAUGGUCUCGGGGCUCUUCCAGCUCGGGAGCGCGUACGAGUGGGUCGUGACGAAGAAGCUCGGCCGCUCCUCGGAGACCGACCUCCCGUCGCUGGCAGCCGAAGAGAGGCCCAAGUGCAGCCUGAGGGGCGGCACUUCGGCCCCGGACUUGGCCGAGCUGCGGGAGGAGGGGGAGGGGCAAAAGAGGAAGAAACACAACCGGAUAUACACCAAGGAACUGGCCCUCGCUUUCCUCCUCCUGACGGCUUCGGUUCGGAGCCUCCUUUCGGCUCAGGGCAUACAUUUCUACUUCUUGCUGUUCCAGGGGAUCUCCUUCCUCCUGGUGGGGCUCGACUUGAUAGGCGAGCAGGUCAAGUGAAGAUUGAGGGAAUGACGAAAGUACCCCUGACGGUGGGGAAACGAACGAGGCGGCUGGGCGGGGCCGCGGCGGCGGCGGGAGGGCUUGAAUGAGGGAGGGGAAAGAGGAGAGUGGAGUUGAAAGAGAGAUGGUCAAAGAAAUGGUAAAUAUUUGU